This is a messenger RNA of Suillus paluster, 1065 nucleotides long. RefSeq names its product P-loop containing nucleoside triphosphate hydrolase protein. The record is from RefSeq and is a predicted model, not a curated record. NCBI's taxonomy places the organism in Eukaryota, Fungi, Basidiomycota, Agaricomycetes, Boletales, Suillaceae. Gene Ontology annotation, cellular component: cytoplasm; chromosome. The annotation marks the transcript as partial. The transcript is spliced from 3 exons. Gene Ontology annotation, biological process: double-strand break repair via homologous recombination. Gene Ontology annotation, molecular function: 3'-5' DNA helicase activity; ATP binding; four-way junction helicase activity.
AUCCAAGCCAUUCACAAUGCUUCUCUUGAUGCGCUGGAUCGUUUUGCGCGUGAUUUAAUCAAAGAACGACUCCCCAUCAAUUAUAUUCAGACCCUCAAUACUAAUGACAAAACGGAUGCACUACGAGCAUGCCUGAUUGUCUACGUUCUGACGUCAACGGCCAUAGUACCACAUCAAUUCCAGCUCGAAGCUGUUCUAGCAACAUUGAAUGGUCGAGACAGCAUCAUAACUGCAGGAACAGGCAGUGGAAAGACGUUGUGUAUCCUAAUUCCUGUCCUACUUCGUCCAGGUACUGUGAGUAUGACAAUUUCGCCGCUCAAACGGCUCCAGGCCACACAGGUCCUCGAGUCCACAAAAUAUGGUAUACCUACAAUCUCAAUCAACGAGGACACUCCAGCGGAUCCAUCUCUCUGGGAGUUGAUUCGCGCAGGAAAUUUUACUCAUCUUAUUGUUUCGCCGGAACAAUUAUCGAUGUUCAAUGGCCAUCUUCCGCACCUUGCACGACUUCUUCGACAAGAUCACACCUUCACUCGACGUAUAAAGCGUGUACAUAUUGACGAAGCUCACAGCAUCUACACUGCGGGACUGUCUCAUCACGGUGAAGAAGCUUUCCGACCAGCUUAUGGCAAGCUUGGUGAACUUCGUGUGCUCCUUUCCAAGGGCACGACAUUUCAAAUGCUUUCGGCUACGCUUCCACCUCACAUUCUCUCAGCUGUGAAACACCAACUUAUGAUGCCACCGGAUCAUAUCUACCUAGCACUGUCAGCAAACCGUCAAAAUAUUACCUACGCAAUGACGCCCCUCAUCGGGGGCCCCCGCAAUUUUCAUAAUUUUGACUUCCUGAUUCCAGCAGAGUAUAGACCACCAAUGAUGAUUCCGAAGACACUCAUAUUCCAUGAUAAUAAGCAAGAAGCUGUGGAUGCGGCUGCGUACAAUGAUUCCCAUCUACCGAAACAAUUACAGAAUCAAGGAAUCGUGAAACAUUACCAUAGCAACAUGUCAGCAGAAUACCUUCAGCAAACUUAUGAAGAUUUUGCAUCAGUCUCGGGCACUUGUCGCAUCAUU